AGGCUCCGUACGGUUGCCGUUCUCGCGCCGCGUGAUCUUUACCCAUCGUGUGACGACGCAGGGCUUAGUUGCGUGGUGCGGGCUGGCCAGCCUGUGACGUAGAAUCAUUGAGAAGCGUUGUCCAGCUGCGACCGAGAGAUUUCCGACGAUGGUCAAACCACCGCUAUGCACGCUGUCAUCGGCCUUGCGAGCCGCAGAGUCGUUUUCGGGUUCAGCACCGCCUUUUUGCAGCGCUCAAUCCAUAUCAAUCCCACGCCAUCCAUCGAAAACUCGCUCAUCACCGCUCCUCCACACCCGCACGCUACACACCACCAUCUCUCACAAUGCCCAGUGGGCGCCGCGAAAACCCACGCCGCAUGAAAUCCUUUCCCUGCCACCGACGGCUACGAAACAACACAUCAAAUCCCAAUACUACCGCCUCAGCAUGCAGUAUCAUCCCGAUCGGGCGAUGCAGCGCGGCGAACAGGACGCCGAGGCCGCCGCCGCGUGCGCGAAACGAUAUCAGGAGGUGCAGGAAGCGUACCGGAUCCUGACGGGCAGAGACGUGAAUGCAAGUUGUGUGCACGAGGAGUCCCAGACGGCAGGGGCAUAUAGACAUCCGCACGACCCGCACGCGUCCGAAUAUGACGCCGAGUACUUCUACCAGCAUCACCAGCAUCACCCACAUUACGGAUACACGGCGUACUACGAUACGCCCCAGCACGGGUUCGGGGAGUCGCAUUGGAGCGUGUUCCUGUGCAUUGGGAUAACGGUGCUAGGGUUCUAUUUUGGGAGUAGUUAUUAUUAUGCGAGGGAGGAGAGAGAGCAGAUUGAUCGCGCGUGGGUUGCGCAUAUGCGGGCGAAGGAGAAAGAGGGACUGGCGGAGGCGUUGGGGUAUGUGAGGCCGCAGAGGAGGAGGAAAGUUGUCGAGAAGGCGCCGGAGGAAGCCUGACUUAUGCGGGGAUGGUUGGACGUCUGGGGUUCGGGUGUCUAUCUUCUGCCCAUUUUUGGAAGUCGUCUCUGCGACACUGUGUGUGAAGGUUGCCUACGUCUAUCACUGUACAUAGUUCAUGACCCUCCGUUGUUUGGAGUCAUUAUCGCUCGCUGGAAGGGCUUUCUUAUCAUCUUGGCGCGUCUUCCCAUACUUCUGUUCUAUUACCGAUCCUCCACGCCGGGUGCGGA
This is a messenger RNA of Fimicolochytrium jonesii, 1161 nucleotides long. RefSeq lists its product as uncharacterized. The record is from RefSeq and is a predicted model, not a curated record. The transcript has a single exon. Bases 149 to 931 code for a protein of 260 amino acids. NCBI's taxonomy places the organism in Eukaryota, Fungi, Chytridiomycota, Chytridiomycetes, Spizellomycetales, Powellomycetaceae.